Molecule: messenger RNA, 2448 nt
Organism: Triticum turgidum subsp. durum (durum wheat)
Lineage: Eukaryota; Viridiplantae; Streptophyta; Magnoliopsida; Poales; Poaceae
Source: the annotation of a GenBank genome assembly
AUGCCCGCCGGCGUGCUGGCCGCAGUGCGGUGGUCCACCGCCUGCUCGGCGCUGCUCAACGCCGCUGCCGCGUCCACCGGCGCGGCCGUCGCCGCCCUCGCGCUCCGGGGCCGCUGCGGGGGCGCGCUCGGCCCCGCAGCCGCCGCCGCGUCCGCGGCCUCCGCGGCGAGGCUCCUCGCGUCCGCCGUGGCCGGGUUCGCGCAGGGCCUGGCGGCGAGCGCGAUCGCCGCCGGCGCCAUCGGGGCGCACGUCGACAGCGACCGCGACCUCAGGCAUCUCUCGCGGCUACGAUACAAUAGAUGGCUUUGGUGGGCAAGGUUUGGGAUGGUAAUUACAGUGCUCCAAUUUGUGCUGGCACUUUAUUUGAUGUGUAUUAUUGUAAAGGAUUUCUCAUCUGGGAAGUCAUUGAAGGAGUGUUUUUCAGGACACGACAAGGACGUCAAUGACUGGAAGAACAUCUUGUUAAUGAUUUUUCUUGUUGUCAUGUGGGUGGGAACAAUAGUCCAGUGUGCCACAGGUUCUGAUGUACUAAGAUGGAGGUCCUUUUAUGCAACCCAUGAUAUUGCAUGGAGGGCUCACUAUAGGGAGGUGUUUGAUCAUGGCUUUCGUGAGGUUUUAUGUUGUCUAGGACGGGUGAAGUACUCGAGUGUACUGGAAGAUGACGAUAUAUGUGUCGUGGCAAAACUGUUGGGAGAUAUUAUGGCUUAUCGUGCAUCUGGGACUGGUCAUCUUGAGCUCAUAGCCGGGUUUUCAUUGUUGCAGAAAUCCAAGAUGUCGACAGUUCUUCCAAGAGAGCAAGUGGAAGCUCCUCCUGAUCUCAUCCAAGAGGCUAUUCUGUUUCAUCCAUUUGCUGAAGCUGCCUAUACAGGUCCGCUACUUGAUUUUGGGAGGAAUCCUCUUAUGUUUCCCUGUGUUUGGCUCAAUAGGCAAGGUAUUUUAACUCCAUGGACUCGUGCUAGACGACCAAUCCUUGAAGGAGAUAAUUGGUGGAGAGGGCAUGCAGCGGCUUUCCUAAAGUAUGUCAAUGUGCCCCCAGAAGUUCUUCGGAAAGGGCGUGUUAGCCAGACAAAACGUGAGGCUGCCUACUUUGUUAUUGUCUUACAUAACUUGAGAACAAUAGUCAUUGCCAUUCGUGGAACUGAGACUCCAGAAGAUGUUAUAACCGAUGGCUUGUGUAGGGAAUGCUCUCUUACCAUGGAUGACUUGGAUGGGCUGAUCAAUUCUGAUCAGUUGCCCCCUCAAGUGAAGGAGGCUGUCCUCUCGUCUUUUCCACACUAUGGGCAUGCAGGAAUUAUUGAAUCGGCUCGAGAAUUGUACACAAAGCUUGAAGGGCAGUCCAUUCAUCAAGAUAAGUCAGAGCUGAUGACAGCUGGGUUCUUAUCUUCGCUGCUUGGAGCUGGAUGUGAGUGUGAUGGAUACAAUAUUGAAAUUGUUGGACAUUCUUUAGGAGGUGCUGUAGCUGCACUUCUUGGUAUUAUGCUAUAUAAACAGUUUCCAAAAUUACAUGUCUUUACUUAUGGAGCUGCACCCUGUGUGGAUUUCGUGAUAGCAGAUGCAUGCUCACAGUUUGUCACCAGCAUUGUCCACAACGAUGAAUUUUCCUCGAGAUUAUCCAUGAAUUCGGUAAUUCGAUUACGUGGUGCUGCUAUCAAAGCUUUAUCAAAGGAUACUUCGCCAAAUUCUACUAAAGUUGGCAAACUAGUGAGUGGCUUCACGAGCAAUAAAAGGCAUGAUGAACAACACGCUGUGGUUCGAUGUGCUUCUUCUGGUGCUCUUCAGACAGUCAGCGAUGCAAAGCAAAGUAAUGGUCAAAUCCAUGGAAAGAGUGUAAUGCAUACAGUUAGAGGUGGUGUGUUCCUCUUUGGUCAAGCAAUAUCUUGCUUGGUAAAUACUCCCAAACAUAGAAUUAGCUCCACUGCGGCAAUUAACUAUGAGUUGGGACGAUCUAGAACAACAUUAACCUAUAAUGGUGAAAAAUUGACUGUUGCUUCGCGUGGUGUUCUGGAUGAUGCACCUUCUGGAGAACCUAGUUAUGCAUACAGAGAUGACAAGUUUUCACAAGCUGGCUUGGAUGAAUCCGGAAGUAGUUACAGGUUACCUCAUUCAAAUAAUGGUACUGAGCUCUCAUCUGCUCCGGAUCACACGUGUACAAUAAGUUUAUCUGAAGGGCAGUCGCCAGAUGUGUACCUCCCUGGCCUCAUUAUUCAUAUCGUUCCCAUAAAGAAUGGUACUUCUCCAUUGCCGAAGACACUUGUGACUCGUCACAAGAACAAGAGUUAUAAAGCAUUUAUAGCGAAUCGGCGGGAUUUUAUGGACCUUGUUGUGACCCCUCGCAUGUUCCUUGAUCAUCUCCCGUGGAGGUGUCACCAUGCCAUGCAAAGGGUUAUAGAAACACGGAAACGGAACCAGCCCAUUCUCAAUUCAUCCAGUGGAGAGGAUUCUGUCUAA